Rangifer tarandus platyrhynchus (Svalbard reindeer) is the source of this 882-nucleotide messenger RNA. The record is from the annotation of a GenBank genome assembly. Lineage: Eukaryota; Metazoa; Chordata; Mammalia; Artiodactyla; Cervidae.
AUGCCUAGGACUGAGGCUCCCAGCAGUCCCGAUCUGCAAACCUUUGGUCUAGGAGGGGCCAGACACUCCGCUGCGGUCAGAGAUUCCCCCACAGCUGGCCGCCUGCAGCCCAGGCUCGCGGCGCAGCGGCUGGCUGAGGUCAACACCGUGCCUCAGUCACUGAACCAGAGGGACACCGAGCCCUCCCCCUCCCUGCCUGCCUGCGCCAUGGGGUCCGCUUCCCCCCGAGUCCUGCCCCCUGCCCACCUUCCUUGGAUGCUCUCGUGGCCCCGUCUGUUCCUGCUGCGCCAGGGCCUCAGUGCCCAGGUGAGUGUCAGCACCACGGCUAUUGAUGUCAUGACUGCCUCUCCGCAUUCAGACACAAGUCUGCUCAAGUUUAUCAAAGCUAUCAUCUCGACGGACUCAUGUGACAACACAAGGUCCAAGGUCAAUGCCGGGUGUGACCCGUGUGGCUCAGUCCUGCUCAGAGCUGGACUUGAGCACCAGCAAGCGGGGAGGAGGAGCUGGCUUCUCUUCUUCCUUGAUUGCGGGUUCCCUAGUGAAGCCCACGGGCCCCUGUCCCGCAGCACCGAAUCACCGCGGACGGGAAGUGGACUUGGAGAGGCUGGUGUGCCGGGUGCUAGGCGACUAGGAGCCCAGAGGAGAAGCAUCAUGCGCUGGGCCUACCUACGGUACGAGGAACGCCAGCUUCACACCCGGAGCUGCUCAGACAACGCGGCCUGUGUGAAGACGUCGGCGUGGGGCCCAGGCGCUGCAGAGGGUCUCCAGCCAGCUCCUGCGCCUGCGCUGAGUCCCUCAGUGGGGAAGGGGCGGGCCUGGCGGAGGGAUCCACCCUUCCACCUCGACUCUCAGCUCCGCCCCCCGCCCACCACCCACCUGUAA